GUGGGCGGGAUGCUGGUGCGGGCGGGGCUGUCGGGGCGCGUGGAGUGGGUGGCGGAGGGCGCCAAGGCCAAGGUGCACACCGUGCAGUUCCUGCUGCAGGUCCCCCCCGGCGCCUCCACCCCCGGCGGCUGCUCCCCGGACCACCUGGCUGCAGCGCUCAGCUCCGCGCGGCGCCACCCCGCCUGCUGCCGACCCGCGGGUCACCCGGGCGCCUGCUCCGGUCUGCUGCUGGCGGACGGCAUCCAGUCCAAGCCGCACCCGGGGGCGCCGCUGCUGACCUACCACCUGCCGCCGCUAGCAUGCCAGCCGCCACUGCAGGUGCACCUGGGCGCCUCCUGGCAGCCCACCCACGACGGCCGGCGGCUGCUGACGCUGGGGCUGCACUUCGCAGCGGACAGCCGCCGCGCGCAGCAGGCGGCAGGCCUGCAGGUGGAGGUGUCGGUGCCUGCGCUGCUGCAGCAGCCGCUGAGGGCGGAUCCCGCCGGCGCCACAUUCGAUGCGCAGUCGCGCACACUGCGCUGGCAGCAGCCGGGGCCCGUCACGCGCCUGGACAACACCGGCGCAGCCAUGGAGCCCUUCGUGGCGUCGUUCUUGGUGGAGGGGGCGGUGGAUGAGGCGGCUCUAGCGGCGGCGAUAGCGAGGUUGACUGCGCGAGUGGCACUGCAGGGCGCAGAGGGGUCUGGCAGCCUUAGCGGCGCGGUCCUGGCGCAGGGCGUGGCGAACUUGGAGUCGACGCCUGCGCUGUGUGGUUGGCGUGCUGAGGUGGUGGCGAGGAUGUGAGGGAAGACGGGGGCUUGGGAUGCGGCGGAAAUGGGUGGAUGAUUGCUGGGCGACGGUUGGUUGACUGCCGUAAUGAGCUUGGCCGCCGUCGUUUGUCAUAUCCUACUAUCGUGUAACCUUACUAGUUGCGUAUCGCACGUGUUUGUUUACAAGUGGCAUAGGCUCUCUGUUUGGAAGCUGGCAUAGCAAACGUUUGUAGGUUUUGCAACUUACAAACUGCCGAGUUUAUUGUCAUUGUAUAUGCUAUUAUCCUAUUAAACACAAACGGGUCGUCGAUUCGGUCCUAAAGGGCGUGCAUUUGUCCUUAGGCGGCAGCGAGAAUGCCGGCGCCACGGAAGUUAUCUCCUCAGUCCGUAUGGGACACAAGCGCAGUCCUCCAGGCUUUUCAGGAGGAAGGAAUUAAGCAGCUGCACGCCGUCCGUAUGUGGGGACACCUCAUCCGCCACCCGGAGAGUUCCUGGCAUGAUGUGCCCGACAUGCCCAAGGCCGCGGUGGCCCUGCUAGACAAAUACUUUACCAAGUUCACCACUCGUGUUGUGCGGUGCCAGCAGAGCAGCGACCGCAGCACCACCAAGCUGUUGGUGCAGCUGCAGGACGGCAUGCAGGUGGAGGCGGUGGUGAUGACGUACGAGGCGCCAAGUCGCGACCCCCAGCUGCUCGGCUCCGCUGCCGCCGGCCCCGGCGCCCCCGAGGUGGACCCCUGCCUGCCCGUGGACCACCGGGCCCAUGCGGACGAUGAGGAGGAGGAGGAGGGGCAGCAGCGGCAGGCGGGCAGCACCCAGGCGCGACAACAACAGCAACAAGCUUCCACAUCGGGGGAAGCGGGCAGCACCACACGUCAGCCACGAUGCAGCAGCGGGUGUGGUGGUGGUGGCGGUGGUGGUGAGGAGCAGCGGCGGCGGCGGAGCAGCAGCAACGGCGGGGAGGGAGAGGAGCCCAGUGCCGCCGAGGCUUCCUCCUCCGCAGCGCGUUCAGCAGCGGGGGGUCACGGAUCGGCAGCCGCGGAGGGGGGAGCGGCGGCGCGGCUGCGACGGCGCUCGACGCUGUGUGUGUCGUCGCAAGUGGGAUGCCAGAUGGCGUGCACCUUCUGCGCGACGGGAACCAUGGGUCUGAAGGGCCACCUGAACGCGGGGGAGAUUGUGGAGCAGCUGAUCCACGCGCGGGCGGUCACACGCAUCCGCAACAUCGUCUUCAUGGGCAUGGGUGAGCCGCUCAACAACUACGAAUCCGUGCGCUCCGCAGUGGCCAUGAUGACGGACAGUCGCUUCUUCGGGCUGCGGCGGCGGCACGUGACGGUGUCCACUGUGGGCGUCAUUCCGCGCAUCAAGCAGCUGGCGGAGGACCUGCCGGGUGUCAGCCUGGCGCUCUCCCUGCACGCGCCCACCCAGGAGCUGCGCGCGCACAUCGUGCCCUCCGCGCGCGCCUACAAGCUGCCCGCGCUGAUGGCGGCGGUGCGGGCCUACCAGGCCUCCAGCUGCCAGCGCGUGUUCUACGAGUACGUGAUGCUGGCGGGCGUGAAUGACGGGCUGGAGCAGGCGCACCAGCUGGGGCAGCUGCUGCAGGGUGAUGACGUGGUGAUCAACCUCAUCCCCUGGAACCCCAUCUACCAGCCCGAGGGGCCCUUCUUCGAGGCGCCCGUGGAGGGCAGUGUGGGCGCCUUCCAGGCAGUGCUGCGGCACACGUACGGACUGCACACCACCAUUCGCCAGGAGAUGGGGCAGGACAUCUCGGGCGCAUGCGGGCAGCUGGUGAUCGAGGCGGGCGGGGGCGGCUGCAGUCGGGAGGCCACCCGGGACAUCGAGGACGCGGUGCGGAAGGUCGGGCUGGGGCCCAAGGCAUGAGGAGGAGGAGGGGGGGUUGUUUUCAGGGACGUGUACCCCACGGUAGGAGCUACCGUUGCUGUUGGUCUGGGUUGGUCGUGCAGGAGAACGGAG
This is a messenger RNA of Astrephomene gubernaculifera, 2714 nucleotides long. Lineage: Eukaryota; Viridiplantae; Chlorophyta; Chlorophyceae; Chlamydomonadales; Astrephomenaceae. The record is from the annotation of a GenBank genome assembly.